Molecule: messenger RNA, 1845 nt
Organism: Musa acuminata subsp. malaccensis (wild Malaysian banana)
Lineage: Eukaryota; Viridiplantae; Streptophyta; Magnoliopsida; Zingiberales; Musaceae
Source: RefSeq, a predicted model, not a curated record
UCUUUUCAUUUCAAUAGGUCUAUAACUGGAUGGCUGCACAAGGGGAUCGAUUUACUCUUACAUCUAGUGACAUGGCGAUUCAGUUGGAUCUCAUUGCUAAAGUACAUGGCAUUUCACAUGCUGAAGAUCACUUUUCAAACCUUCCUGAUAACUUAAAGGACAAGCGCACAUAUGGCGCUCUUCUAAAUGUUUAUGGCCAAGCAAAGAUCGAAGACAAGGCAGAGGCUAUUAUGGAGACAAUGAAAAGCAAAGGCUAUGCAAGUGAUGCUCUUCCAUUCAAUGUCAUGAUGACUCUUUACAUGAACGUUGAAGAGCAUGAGAAAGUUGGUAUGUUGAUUAAUGAAAUGAAAGAGAAAAAUGUGACUUUCGAUAUAUACACCUAUAAUAUAUGGAUAACAAAUUGUGCUUCUAUGGAAGAUGUAGAGGAGAUGGAACGAGUGGUAGGAGAAAUGACUUCUGACAGCAAUAUAAAUGCAAAUUGGACCACAUACACUACACUUGCUACAAUGUACACUAGACUUGGCAAUUUUGAAAAGGCAGAGAGUUGCUUAAAGGAUGCUGAGAUCAGAAUGACUGGCAGGGACCGAACACCUUUUAAUUAUCUUAUUGGCCUCUAUGGAAAUAUUGGGAAGAGAGAAGAAGUUUAUCGAAUUUGGAAUUGGUACAAAUCAAGCUUCCCUAGCAUCCUAAAUUUGGGUUACCAAUCAAUGCUUUCUUCUUUGAUACGACUUGGAGAUAUGGAUGGAGCUGAAGUGAUAUAUGAAGAGUGGCUAUCAAGCACAUCGAGCUAUGAUCCCAGGAUCUGCAACAUCCUAAUGAGUUCAUACGUCAAGGAAGGGCUAGUUGGUAAGGCAAAAGAUGUUCUUGAUGGAUUUCUAGAGAAAGGUGGGAAGCCAAAACCAAACACAUGGGAGUUCCUUGCAGAAGGCUAUACAAAGGAGAAGCGGCUUUCAGAGGCACUCCUGUGUAUAAAAGCAGCAGCAUCAUCUGAAGGUGUACACAGGUGGAGGCCUAGACCUACAAACAUCACAAACCUCCUGGAACUCUGCAAGGAGAAAAAUGACAUGGAUAGUUUGGAUAUGUUGAUGGACUUGCUAAGAAGUAGAGGACUGGAAAAUUUGUACAUGACCCCCAUGGUAACUCAUGAUUAAAAUGAAGCCUCUCCCUUAUUUAUAUUGACAACUCAACACCUUGGCUUCAUUUCAUUCAAAGAGUCCAUUGCAAGUUCAAAAGAAGAAAAUCUUUUGAAUAUCUUAUUUUUCUUUAUCUUUUAACAAAUUUUCUCCACCACCUCUGCUGCAACAUCCUGCCAUUUCUUCAUCCAGCACAUUGCAGUUUCUCCUCUGGUGAUGACCUACCUCCUCCACCAUCUUUUGUACUAUUCAGCCUCUUCCUUUCCCAUACUAUUACUGCCAACACACUGUCCCCACCUGUCAUCCUCCACUUUCCCACCUCGUCUACACACACAAGGUGGUGGCAAAGGCAGAUGAAGAGAAUGAAGAGAGGAAGUGGAAUGAAAUGAUAUUGGCAAUAACUUAAGUUAGGAUCUGCUUUAAAUUAAAUUAAUAAAUGAUGUGUCAGACUAAGAGUACUGGUAAGGUGGUUGUAUUUACUUGUGGGUUAUCGUGGAUAAUUAUCUGCAAAAUUCCCCAUCGGAGCUAGUGGGGAGAUAUAAAAGCUGACUAGCACACGACAACAUAGUGGUGAUUGUUGGAAAAGAUGAUUAUUUUACGAGCAGUGGAUGCUGAUUCACAUAAUAUGCUUUCUCGUUUUCUGAAAUGGAUCUGAUUCACAUGAUAUUCUUUCUCGUUUUCUGAAAUUUAAAGACUCUUCUCAUGAGCCACA